Brassicogethes aeneus is the source of this 735-nucleotide messenger RNA. The record is from the annotation of a GenBank genome assembly. NCBI's taxonomy places the organism in Eukaryota, Metazoa, Arthropoda, Insecta, Coleoptera, Nitidulidae.
CUCUACCAUAAAAAUUUAAGGAGGGACGCCAAGCUUCGCCAUCUUUAUAAUCCUUGAAGUUCACUUUUAUAAAUCGUAGUUGUCUUUUGUUUUGUAACAGUCACUUUAUAAAUUAAAUAGCCAAUAUGUCUCGUUAUCGUGAAUGGGAUCUCUCUUGUAAAGUAUACGUCGGAAAUUUGGGUUCCUCUGCAAGCAAACACGAAAUAGAAAGUGCAUUCAGCAAAUAUGGUCCACUGAGAAAUGUCUGGGUGGCCAGAAACCCACCUGGUUUUGCCUUCGUUGAAUUCGAAGACACCAGAGAUGCUGAAGAUGCAGUCCGCGGACUAGACGGAACCAGAUUAUUAACCAUAAGCUUUAAUUUUAAUAUGUUUAUUAAAGGCAACUUAUUUCAUUGCUUUGUUAUUUCUUUAGACGGUGUUGUGGAACCAGAGUUCGUGUUGAAAUGUCAAAUGGCAGAUCAAGACGGGGAGGAGGUGGUGGUGGUGGACGUAGGGGCCCAUCCAGAUAUUCAAGGUCUAGAUCCCCAAGGCGUUCCAGAUCUAGGUCGCCACGUUCCCGCAGCCGAGAUGGCCGCAGCCGAUCAGACUCGAGAGACAGGCGCUAAGAACCGAUUAGCUUUAGGAUUUUAUAUUUGUUCUUUAUUAGAAUUAUGACUUUAUAUUCUUACUUCUUUUUAUUUAAACGUAUAAUUGUAUUGUAAUUUUUGACAAGUAAAUCACAAUAGAUAAGUAGAUA